UCUCAUCAUGUCGACACCUUUCUGAAAAAUAAAACGAGAAUUGCACGCAAGCAGCACGUGAGCACGGCUUAAUUAAGCGUCUCCAAGGCGAGCUGCUGCUAAUCGCGGCCAUGGACGACGGGAACCUCGACUGCUCCUCCAUGGGCAGCUACUUCGACGGCAUCCUCAUGGACACGGAGCAGGUUGCGUGCUGCACCCACACCCACACCUGCCUCCACGUCCACUCCAAGAUCGCCGCCUCCGCCUCCUCCGAUGCCGGCGCGGAGACCCCGGCCGAGUUCGAGGACGCCCACGUCACCUCCAGGAGCAAGAGGCGCCGCCCGUCGGGCAACCAGGCGGCCGUGCGCAAGUACCGGGAGAAGAAGAAGGCGCACACGGCGCUGCUGGAGGAGGAGGCGGCCCGUCUCAGGGCUAUGAACAAGGAGCUCGCCAAGAAGGUCCAGGACCACGCCGCGCUCGAGGCCGAGGCGGCCAGGCUCCACUGCCUGCUCGUCGACGUCAGGGGGAGGAUCGAAGGGGAGAUCGGCGCCUUCCCUUACCAGCGGCGGCCGGCCAAGGGCGCCGGUCAGGGCGGUGCCCAGGUUAUGAGCUCGUGUGAUUUCAUAGCAACCUGUGAACAACCUCAUACGUGUUUUCUCUAAUAUCAAAAGAUCUAUGCAAUGGAGAAUAUUAUUCUCUGAGGUAGUGGGCUAGUGCUGAAGAGCGGUUGACAUGGAAAGA
Molecule: messenger RNA, 720 nt
Organism: Triticum aestivum (bread wheat)
Lineage: Eukaryota; Viridiplantae; Streptophyta; Magnoliopsida; Poales; Poaceae
Product: basic leucine zipper 19-like
Exons: 1
Coding region: 111-641 (176 amino acids)
Biological process (GO): DNA-templated transcription; regulation of transcription by RNA polymerase II
Molecular function (GO): DNA-binding transcription factor activity, RNA polymerase II-specific; RNA polymerase II cis-regulatory region sequence-specific DNA binding
Source: RefSeq, a predicted model, not a curated record